Molecule: messenger RNA, 321 nt
Organism: Aureobasidium namibiae CBS 147.97
Lineage: Eukaryota; Fungi; Ascomycota; Dothideomycetes; Dothideales; Saccotheciaceae
Exons: 1
Source: RefSeq, a predicted model, not a curated record
AUGUCGUCGCCGCAUAAACUACCCCGUGUCGCCAUCUCGUACUGUACUCAGUGCAAAUGGAUGCUACGAGCAGCAUAUUUCGCCCAGGAGCUGCUGUCGACCUUCGGGACAGCUAUUGGCGAGAUUGCCCUCAUACCCGCUACUGGAGGCCUCUUCACCGUUCACCUGACACAUGUACCACCUGGUUCCGCCGAGACCGCCGAAGCUCAAGAGAUAUUGCUAUGGGAUAGGAAGGCCGAGGGUGGAUUUCCUGAAGCCAAGAUAUUGAAACAACGAUUGAGGAAUCAUAUUGAGCCGGGUCGCGACCUCGGUCACUCUGAC